This is a messenger RNA of Dreissena polymorpha, 1040 nucleotides long. RefSeq lists its product as uncharacterized. The coding region runs from base 553 to 996 and encodes 147 amino acids. The transcript is spliced from 3 exons. The record is from RefSeq and is a predicted model, not a curated record. NCBI's taxonomy places the organism in Eukaryota, Metazoa, Mollusca, Bivalvia, Myida, Dreissenidae.
GGGGCCGUAUCCACAAAGAUCCUUAGGCAUUUUCUUAGUUAUUUACUUAAGUUCGAAAAAUCACCUAAGGCAAGAUUUUCCCUUAAAUAUUCUUCUUAAAAAUUCCUUAGGAAAAAGAUUAGGUAAGUUUUUGUCUCGUGCAUUUUUUUCCCUCAGUGAAACAUAAUUCGCCUAAGGAGUGACUUAAGUUUGUUGUCAGGGACAUCCCCGGGUUCCCUGACAUAAAAAUAGCAUCACGAUGACGUCGUCAUUAUAACAUACCACGAGAUUUCUCGGCACACAAAAAUGGCGGUUGUCUCUGUCUAAAGAGAAUCGGUUGAAUUUUAUUACGUGUUUUAAUUUCCGAAGCGUGCCACAAGGAGUUUUUAUGGAAAACAUAAAGGGAGUGACUUUUAUUACAUGCAUACAAUGCUUGUGAAUUUAAGCAGCAUUAAAUGCCAUGUUUUAUUUGUGAUUCCCACUGUCGGCGUUUGGGUUUUUUGUGGAUCUUAAAAUAGCACUGAAGCGAUACCGGAUGUUUAUAGCAGACGGCGUUUUGUCAAAACUGUCAAAAUGGAAGAAAAAAGAAAACGCAAUCCCAACUUUUCGCUGCAAGAUUCCUUGCUUCUUACCCAAAUAAUGGGAGAGACGCAUCCCGACUUCCAUGAUAUGGACAUGUCUUUCCACAAGGUUGAUAAGGCUAGAUUCAGCAAUCGAAUCAGCAAAGCAACAAAGAAUGCACUGUGGGUGGCAGUUACUGAAAAUUUCAAUGCCAGAGCCCAGUUUAGAAGGGAGCAAUCCAUUUUGGAGAAAAAAUGGGAAAAUCUACAAAGGGACCACAGAAAUCUGUACAUGGAUUUUCAAAGAGAAAUUUCAUUGACAGGGCGAGGUCCAAUUGGCAGAACAUUGUCUGUCCUCACAGAGGCAGUAAUUGAUGUUAUUGGAAAGCAGAGUGCGGCAGUUGUUGGGGCAGCAGGAGCAGCAUAUGACUCAACAUUGGCCUCACUUAUGCUGUAAGAUUCACAAACAAGUAUAAUUAAAAAUAUGUUACUUCCUUAACU